UAAACAAAAAAAAAACAAGUAGGCCAAAUCCAAGAUGGCGCGUGCAACAGAAUUAGAAUGGGCACCUGAAUCUCUGUAUAAUACAGCCAUAUCAGCUGUUGUAAUGCGAUUUAAUCAGUACAGAAGAGAACUAAGAAAUCUUACGGACGAUGUUAUUUUUGACGUUUAUUAUAAGUUGUAUGAUAAGAAUGGACUUGUUGACUUAGGAAAUGAAUUCAUGGAUCUUGAUGUUUUUUCUAGAGUCCUCCGUGUGAUGAAUAAAAGAGUACUAUUACAUAGAUGCUUUCAAGCCAUAAUGGAUAAUGAAGUAAAUUUGGCUCACAUAUUAGCUGACAAAUUUUGCAGAAGGAUUACUCCUGAUGUUCUAGAUGAUGAAAAUAUUAAAGGAAGACAUAUGCAACUGGGAUUCUCAUUGGGUUCUUUUCUGUGUGAAGCGGGCUGGUUUGCAGAUAGCAGUCUGAUCUAUUCAGCCUGUCUUGAUGUUUGCAUUAAUGAUGAAAGUACUCCCAACAAAUUUAGAGCUAUGGAGUUUGCAGUCAGAUUGUUACACAGUCAGAAUGUCAACUGUCAGUAUCAAGAUGCAGAGGAAACAUACAACAAGGCAGUUAAACUGUGUACAGAGCUGGAGGAUAGAGGUCACAAGGUCAACAAAGCAGUAUUGUAUUCCGAGCACUGUGCAUUACUUUUUGCCCAGAGCAGAUACACACAAGCAUUUAAUACUUGUCAUUUGGCAAUACUAGAACUAAAUUCCAAUAUGCCUCCUAUGGCUGUAGUUAAUGUCAUGCGAUUGUGCUCAAAAGCUUGCGUGGUCAAGAGAGAAUUUAAAACUGCUGAAUUGUUAAUUAAGUAUGCUGUGGCUUAUGCAAGAGAGAAAUUUGGAAAGUAUCACCCUAAACAUGCAGACACACUGUUGGAUUAUGGGUUCUUUCUGCUCAAUUCUGACUGUGUGAUACCAGCUGUACAAGUCUAUCAGUUAGCUUUGGAUAUACGUCAGUCAGUAUUUGGUGGUAACAACUUAUAUGUUGCCAUAGCAUGUGAAGAUUUAGCUUAUGCCUCCUAUGUUAAUGAAUAUAGCUCUGGAAAAUUUCAGCAUGCUAGAGACCAUGCAGAAAAAUCUAUGAGUAUUUUGUUCAAGAUUCUUCCCCCUAACCAUUUAUUGCUCUCUUCCUCCAAAAGAGUGAAAGCAUUAAUCCUGGAAGAAAUAGGCAUAGACUGUAAUGACAGGGAAGAGGAAAAGAAGUAUCUUGAAGAGGCCUUGAGUCUUCAUAUGUCUUCCUUAGAACAGGCUCGGUCAGCUUUUGGGGAGGAAAAUGUGCAGACUGCUAAGCAUUAUGGCAACUUGGGCAGACUUUAUCAGUCAAUGAAGAGAUAUGAAGAUGCAGAGAGAAUGCACAAACAAGCCAUUGAAAUAAAAGAACGCUUGUUAGGUCCUGAUGACUACGAAGUGGCUCUGUCAGUUGGACAUCUAGCGUCAUUGUUUAACUAUGAUGUUUUCAAAUAUGAUGAGGCAGAAAAAUUAUACCUGAGAUCUGUUAAAAUAGGAAGACAGUUAUUUGGUGAAGGUUACAGUGGUCUGGAAUAUGACUACAGGGGAUUGGUCAGGCUGUACACACAAAUAGGAGACUUUGUUCAAGCAGCACAUUACAAUGAUAUCAUCAACCAGUGGUCAGUCAUUAGAGACUCGCACAACGCUAGAGAGAUCAAUCCACUUGAGUAUGAAGUAACAAUGACUAUACCAGAGCUGGUGGAACAAGUCCUGAGAAAUCAUGCGAUUACAAAUUAUUCUAAAGCUGACCACAAGAGCGAUACCAAGGAGAAUUGUGAAAGAAGUUCAGGAGAAUGAGCAACAGAUGGUCAGUUUUAAACAACAAAAAAAAAAGAUGUUUAUCUCUUUAUAUGGUUCUCUAAUGUAAACAGAAAACAGCACCCACCCCCUUUCCCCAUCUACCUAGUAUUCACAUGAUACAAGGGUAACUUUUGUAGAACUAAAUUGUUUGUUUUAGUGUUGGUUGAAAGCUGAGCUUUGGAGAAUUUUGUUUAUUUCAGAUGCCCCUUUGUAUUUUUUUUUUCUUUUUUCAUUAGUUUUAAAAUGUAGCUGUUAACUAAGUAAAUGGGAACUCAAUUUUACUUUCAUAUAAAUUGUUCUGUUUACUUAUAUUUAAUUACUCUAUGAAAGAUUUGCAAUAAAUCCAACAUGUAUUGCUUAUACACAGAAAGUAUUAAUCCUAAUUUUAAAUACAUUUUCAAAUGUAGAUAGAAAAAGAAAGAAAAAAAUAGAAAAAUAAUACAGGACAUGAGUUCACUGAGCCUUUCUUCAAGGACUCAAAAUACAAGUCUUAGACUUGUAUUAUUGAAAAGAAUCUUUUCUUUUUUCAAUCACGUAAGAGCUAUUUUGUACUGUUCUAGUACUGGUAAAUAGACAAUUUUAUGCUUUAAUAUUCAAAUAAAUAGUUUUUCAUAGUAGUUUUUAGAUUUUUGUUAAAUAAAAAUGUCCUUAUGUGCUUUGGUUAGCAUAAUUGUAGAAUUGUACUAGACAGAAGUCGCAACGUAGUUGUUUUGUGUAUGUGUGUGUGAGUGUAGAGUAAUAAAAAAAUUAGUAAAGAAGUUAGUAUGUUAAUUUUUCUUGUUAUGACUAGAAUAACAAUAGAAAUACCAUUGAAAUUAACAGAAAAGUGUGUGACCAUUGACCCUAAUACUUGGGGUACAUCAGUGUUUUCCAUGAUGCAUGAUGCUGUUUUCUUGUUAGAAUGGACACACUUUGGAAAAUCUACAUCUAGAAAAGUUGCCUCAAAAAGCAACAGAACUAUAAUUUGUAUUAAAAAUGUAACUAUGAAACUAUUGAUAAGAGCCCUCCAUUGUUACCAUUUAAAAACUUUGUCCUAUCCCACACAUAAUUAUUUCUAUAUCAUGUCAAUGUUAGAAUGCACAAGCUUGUGAUAGCAAGUACCGGUACUGUUUAUGAUCAGGAUGCUAAUAGAAUAAUGUAAGAUGGAGAAACUCUGAAUCAUUGUGAUAGAGGUCAUUGGAACGUUUUACACCUGUAUGAUCUCUGGAGACUUGUAUUAUCCUGAACAAAGAACAAUUAAGGUUCACUCCUUAUUAUAUCUAGUCACAGUAAAUGCGUAUAAUAGGGGGGGGAGGGAAGAGUCACUGACCCUCAAAACAUAAACUAUUUUUUAAAAAAUGUGUUUUAUAUUUGUAUGAAUUAGCUGUAAAAAUAUUUGUAAACCCAUUUCACUUGAGUAUGAAGUAGCCAUAAGCUCUAUCUCACACAUUUGUGUGGAAUAAUUUUCAACUAUCCAUAUAAUAAUAAUAAAAAUAUUAAUCCAUAAGGAAAUGGUCAUAUCCUCCUGAUGGUUAACUUUGAUGAUGUAAAGAAUAUGAACAUAGAGGCAGUCUUACUUUAGUUUGGGGGGGGGGGGGGUUAACUUUUUAAAGCUUUCAGAUUUUCCCUUUUUUUUUUUUAAAUGUGUAGAUUUGUAUGUCAUUAGGAGGCCUUCUAGUAAAUCUGCCUGUGUAAAUAGAUUUGAAUUGUUGCCAUCAUUUGAAAUGUGGAUUCUUUUAGCCUUUAUUGUUAAUUUUUCUAGUUCAUUGUUUGACAAGUAGUCAGUGAGAUCAUUAGUUUUUCCAUGACCUGUUCUAUGGAGAUAGCACCACCGUAGGCUCAGCCAAAACAACUUUUGAUAACCAGAUUUAGUUUACAAUGUGCUACUCAGUGAUUCAACUAUAUUUAUUUUUUUUAAGAUAGAAAGUUUUCCAGAUUUUCAAAUUCUAAUGACAAAUUUAUAGGUGUCUAAAUGAAUUGAAAUGUAAAAUAAGAAAAUAAAUAAAGUCAUAUUUUGUACAAAUAUUUAUACAUUUAUGAACUAUGUGCACUUUAUUUCAAUGUGUAAAUGAACUUUUAUUUAUUUAUAAACUUUUGAUUUAAUAUUUGUAAAUAGAAAUUAUUUAUGUAAAUUUGCUUGUUUGUUUUUUUUUUUUUUUUGUUUAUUUCAUUACAAAUUCAACAAUAAAUAUUUUGGAAGGGCUCAUGAGAAAGGAGUGAGUCACCUUAAUGGUAUUUUUGAAAAUAAAAUUGAAUUGUCUAUGAUAUUUAUGAUUUGCGUUUACUAAUUUGUUACAUUUUUUUUGAAGUAUUGAAAACACUUCUGGUCUGUCUGUUUUUCCUAAUAAUUUUGGCGGAUGAGCUUAAUUCUUCAGUGUGUUUAGACAAAGUGGUUCUAUUAAUCCUUUGUUUUGGCUAUGGGCAAUUUAUUUUGCUUCCGUUCAUUUUAUUUUUGUACUUUUUUUUUUAAAGGAUCAUCUCACUUUUUUUUUUAUUACGUUGCAAUGAUUAUUUUUUUGGAUGUUUGAAUGUAAGAAUUAAAAAAAUAUACAUGUUUGACUUUAAUUUCACCAGUAAAUGAACAUUAUAUGUUUUUUUUAUAAUGUGUCUGCUUCAAUGUGUCAGAAACUGGGUCAUUCAUUUUGUUUUUUUAUUCUUAUUUUUAUUUUUGGCUUUUGAAGCACAAAUAGUUACAAACAAUUCAGUUGUAUUAAAUUGUAUCCAAUUUAACAAUGACAUCCAGGCCACAUUGUCCAGUGAUAUCUUUUUUUUUACCCCCAUUCCAUGUUGUUGUGUUUGUAACCCUCUGUACCUGACCCAGAUGUAUGUGAUACUGAACAAGUUUUUAUUUCAACUUAUUUUUUUUUUUUUAUUUUGUUAUGCUGUAAAAUUACAGCUUUCCCUAUAGUAAAGUCUGAUAGAAUCAGUGAGCAUAUUAUUAUUAUUAUUAUUAUUAUUACUAUCAUCAUUACUAUUAUAACACUGUCUCUCCAGGAAUUCCAUCAGACUUAAUUUAAUAAUUAUUUUUUAAAUCCCUUUUUUUUUUCUUUUUUGAACUAUUAAUCUUGUGAUAACUAUACUCUGUCACCUUUCUUUACUAUUCAACCAUGCCCUAUCAAAGUUCAAUUUUUUUUCUCUGCUCUGUGGAAUCUCUUCAUUGUUUUAUGUUUACUGCUUUAGGGUGUUCUGUAGGUAUUAUAUUUCACUUUGUCCCUGACAGAGCAUUUGUUUUUGUGUAAUUAAAUGCUGAAACUGAUGUUAUAUAACCAGUGACAUAACCAGUGAUGCUUGGAAUCAGAUUUUGUUUCUAUUAAGAGAUUCUGCAUUCAUCUGAUUAUGAAUUCUAACUGUGAAACUUGAUUUUGUAAUUCAAUGAUAACUGUACAAUUCUACAAGCAAGGAUUCUAAAGCAUUUACAUAAGUAACAAUCGUUCUAGAUUUAUGCCCCCGUCUGGUUGACUUAUGUUGCAGUAUAACAGUUACUGAAUGUCACACCAUCUAAAUAGUUUCUUUGGUGGUAGCAGUCUAAAAGCAACAGUAACUCUAAUUAUUUGUAAUAACCUCCCUUCCUUAUUCAACCCUUAAAUGUCUUCUACCAAAACUAAAAUAGCUAAGUAUCAGUUGUUGUUGUUUUUUUUUUUUUCAAAUUUAUUUUUUGUUUUGUAUUUUCUAUUUCUCUAACUCCCUGAUCCUGCCUUCCUUAACAUUUAGAAAGCCUAGUCUGACAAUAUGGAUUGGGAAUGGCUAUGGAAAUAUUUAUAUUUGUGAUACAAAUAGUUACUGUGUCUGAAAUUGUCUGAAAACAGAGAAAAACAUAUAUAUAUUUAUAUAUAAAGAUUCAAAAGUUGUUUGUUUUUCUUGUUAAAAGGCAUCACUUGAUUGUUCUGAUUUGUCAUUUGUGUUAUUUAUGUGUUUUUAUUAGUUAUAGUCAGUAACUCCAAACCUGGUUCAGUUUUUAAAUUUAGUUUGGUUUUAUUGAAUUAAAAAAUUGUUAAGCAUGAAAUGUUUCUUUCAUUUUCUUUCCCCUGGCAUAAUUUAAUUUGUUGAAGACAAUAAUAGUAUGUUCCCAUUGUCCUGAAAUUGUUUCAAAACAAAACAAUGAUAUUGUAAAUCCUAUUUGAUCACCAUAUCAUUCUGUCUGAUAUUUGGACUGCUCUUUGAGGCUGUCAUACCAUUUGUUUCUUGGAUGCUACUCAGAUACUUUGAAAUAUUUUGUUGUAAUGUAAAUUCAUUUGUGAUUUCUUGUAAUCUAUUGACAUGAUUGAACUACUAUUGAUUGCUGAAGUAUAUGUAUAUUAUAUAUAUAUAUAUAUAUGUAGAAGGAAAGCCAAGCAUCCUGCCAAAUACAUUCAUGAUGAUAAACCUU
Molecule: messenger RNA, 6191 nt
Organism: Biomphalaria glabrata
Lineage: Eukaryota; Metazoa; Mollusca; Gastropoda; Planorbidae
Product: amyloid protein-binding protein 2-like
Exons: 14
Coding region: 35-1843 (602 amino acids)
Biological process (GO): intracellular protein transport
Molecular function (GO): protein binding
Source: RefSeq, a predicted model, not a curated record